Molecule: messenger RNA, 8654 nt
Organism: Psammomys obesus (fat sand rat)
Lineage: Eukaryota; Metazoa; Chordata; Mammalia; Rodentia; Muridae
Gene: Dpp8
Product: dipeptidyl peptidase 8
Exons: 20
Coding region: 2341-5019 (892 amino acids)
Biological process (GO): proteolysis
Molecular function (GO): serine-type peptidase activity; dipeptidyl-peptidase activity
Source: RefSeq, a predicted model, not a curated record
CCGCUCUCCCUCCCCUGCGCCCGCGAGGCCGCGGCGCUCCGGCCGGCCGCCCUCCGGCCGCUCCCGCGGGGAGAGCGGGCGGCUGGACCCCGCGGGCCGGAAGAGGAAGCGCACACUCGGAUUGCGAGGCCGCCAACGUUCGCUAGGCGCCCCUAAGCACUGGCUGCUGCCGCUCGGACUCGCACGUCCGUUAUCUUGAUAGAGCCUGGCUCGGGUUGGGAUGCCGGGGACGGUCCGGGCUUACGGAGGAGGAAACGGAAGUCCGCAGAGGCGAAGGGGUUCGCCUGAGGUCCGCCGGUGGCGGAUGGGAUUCGCCUUCGGACUCGCUACUUUUUCCCCAGCCGGUGUUCCUUCCUCCCUCCUGCUUCCCUCUAGAUCCAUUCCUCCGCGCUCACUGUCUCGCUGCCAUUCUGUUCCACCCAUUCGCAGAAGGGUCUUUGCCCUUUCUGUCCAGCUUGCUCAUCCUCUUUAACUAAGCCUUGGUGUUCCUGCUGUCCUCUCUCGCAACAUUCCCUGCCACACCUCUCCCUUGUUCGUGGCUUUCAAGCCCCGUUGCCUCUCCUAAACUUCCUUAGCUGUAGACACGGAGGAGUGAAAUGGCUAGGCUCCAGUGAAGUGAUUUAAUUGGUCCUUACCGUAAAAACUAUGGGAUGCCAUUUCUGUAGGUCCCACCCCAAGACUCCCGAAGCUCUUUUUAACCCAACAUGCCAUUUUCAGAAUGAGGGCCUUCGCGCUUUGGGGAGGUGUCUUGAGUCUGCUAACAUUUCUUAAGCCCCACUUGCCACAUAGCUUUCUCACCUCUCCAUCACCUAUGUGGCAUAGAGGGCUUGAAGUCUAAACUGAUAACACGUAGUAACACAUUUUUUUCUAAACUAGACUAUCAACUGGCUUAGUGAUUAUUUUCCCAGGAAAGCUACCUAUCUCAUUUAUUUUCAAUCUUAACGGCAAGAAAACGAAGGCAAAAAAGGAACGCCCUUAAAAUAAAUAGGACAUCCUUAUCAAAAAAACAAAACAAACAAACCAUCUAGCUGGGUAUAGUCGUGCAUAACUGCAACCCCAGCAUUUGGGAGGCUGAGGCAAGAGGAUCUUGAGUUCGAGGCUAGCCUUGGCUACAAAGUGGAACCCUGUCUCCAAACAGACAAAUGAACACAAGUUAGAUGAUUAAAUUCAAGUUCCCUUUCUGUUAAAAAGUGGCCUAUAAUGCACAUUUUUAUUGUACUGAAUUUAUUCUCUGAAGAGCUCUAUAUGACAUGUAAAAGGAACUUAGGCACAUAGAAAUAAAUUCUUUGUGUGUGUGUGUGCUUGUGUGUGCUUGCGGCUUUACACGCACAUACCAUGGUCUUACGGAAAUCGGAGGAUAACUUUUGGGAGUCAGUUCUCCCCUUCCACUUCGUUGAGGCAGAGUCUCAAUUGCUGCACACUCCAGGCUAGCUGACCCUCCAACUUCGGCUGAUUCUCUUCUCUUGCCUCCCUUGCCACAUUAGGGGUGCUGGGUUUACAGACGCUCUGAUGCUUUCCAGGGAUCCUCAGGCUUCUGCCGUCUGCCACAAGUGCUUUUACCUUUGAACCAAUUCCCUAGCCUUAGAAAUAAAUCUGCCGAUUUCAAGGCUUUGCAAUUGACACCUCACAUCUAUAUGCCUUUUGUAACCUUUUAAAACGUUUUGUAUGUGUGAAGGUAUGUGUGUGCGAGUGCAGUUCCUGUAGAGACCUGAGGUGUUAGGUCCCCCAGAGAACUGGUCUUUGAGGUGGUUGUGAGCAGCCAGAAGUGGCUGCUGGGAACAGAACCUGGGGCCUCUGCAAUACCAUUAUUAGCUCUUAACCGUUGAACCAUUGCCAACCCACUUUUUUCAAUUUUUAAAGCCCUUUUAUACUUUUCUCUUUAAUGUGUUUGGGUCAAUAUUUACACUAUUGUUGGGAUUUAACUGCUCAGUUUGAGCUAUACAUUUCUGGAAGAAGUAUAUUUAGUGCUGACCUUGUUAGCAUAGGUCUGCAAAUUCAGCAUUCAGGAGGCCUAAGAAUUCAAGACCUGCCUGGCAUUUGUAAGACCUAUCAAAAACUAUAUAUAUCACAAACACAGUUUUAACAUAUUGGAGAUCCAAAAUAAUUCAGACAUUACACUAAAAAUCUGUCGGUUAAAUAUCAUUUUUGGAUUUUUAGGCUUAUUUUUUGACCAUAUGUGGUCCAUUUUAAUGAUCAACAAUCUCUUAUCUGGUAAGCAGGAUUGGAUGGUGAAAAAAGGAAAGAUUCCUGUGAGAAGAGAGCAGGAUGAACGAAGAGAUCUGUGCUUAAAGUUGGGCCAGGUGAAAAUGAUCUCUUUGAAAGUAGAAGAGAUCUGAGCAGAUGAAAAUACAAUCAGGAAAAUGCAACAUGGCAGCAGCAAUGGAAACAGAACAGCUGGGUGUUGAGAUAUUUGAAACUGCAGAGUGUGAGGAGGGAACUAUAGAAUCUCAGGAUCGACCUAAACUGGAGCCAUUUUAUGUAGAGCGAUAUUCUUGGAGUCAGCUGAAAAAGCUGCUUGCUGAUACCAGAAAAUACCAUGGCUACAUGAUGGCCAAGGCGCCACAUGACUUCAUGUUUGUGAAGAGAACGGAUCCCGAUGGACCUCACUCAGACAGGGUCUAUUAUCUUGCCAUGUCUGGUGAGAACAGAGAAAAUACACUGUUUUAUUCUGAAAUCCCUAAAACUAUCAACAGAGCAGCAGUCUUAAUGCUUUCUUGGAAGCCUCUUUUGGAUCUUUUUCAGGCGACAUUGGACUAUGGGAUGUAUUCUCGAGAGGAAGAGCUGCUCAGAGAAAGAAAGCGCAUCGGAACUGUGGGAAUCGCAGCUUAUGACUAUCACCCAGAAAGUGGAACAUUCCUGUUUCAAGCUGGUAGCGGAAUUUACCAUAUCAAAGAUGGAGGGCCGAAUGGGUUUACACAACAACCUUUACGGCCUAAUUUGGUGGAAACCAGUUGUCCCAAUAUACGAAUGGAUCCAAAGUUAUGCCCUGCUGAUCCAGACUGGAUAGCUUUCAUUCACAGCAAUGAUAUCUGGAUCUCGAACCUUGUAACCAGAGAAGAACGGAGGAUCACCUAUGUGCACAAUGAGCUAGCCAACAUGGAAGAGGAUCCCAGAUCAGCUGGAGUUGCUACUUUUGUUCUUCAAGAAGAAUUUGAUCGCUAUUCCGGCUAUUGGUGGUGUCCGCAAGCUGAAAGAACUCCUAAUGGAGGUAAAAUUCUGAGAAUCCUCUAUGAAGAAAAUGAUGAAUCUGAGGUGGAGAUUAUUCAUGUAACGUCCCCCAUGCUGGAAACAAGGAGGGCAGACUCAUUCCGUUACCCUAAAACAGGCACAGCAAACCCAAAGGUCACUUUCAAGAUGUCAGAGAUACUUGUUGAUGCUGAAGGAGGGGUUAUAGAUGUCAUAGAUAAAGAACUGGUUCAACCUUUUGAGAUUCUGUUUGAAGGAGUUGAAUAUAUUGCCAGAGCUGGAUGGACUCCAGAGGGAAAAUAUGCCUGGUCCAUCCUGCUGGAUCGCUCCCAGACUCACCUGCAGAUAGUUCUGAUGCCCCCUGAGUUAUUCAUCCCCGUAGAAGACGAUGCUAUGGACAGACAGAGACUUGUUGAGUCAGUUCCUGACUCUGUGACACCACUGGUCAUCUAUGAAGAAACAACAGACAUCUGGAUAAAUAUCCACGAUAUCUUUCAUGUUUUCCCUCAAACUCAUGAAGAUGAAAUUGAGUUUAUUUUUGCCUCUGAAUGCAAAACAGGUUUUCGGCAUUUGUAUAAAAUCACAUCCAUUUUAAAGGAGAGCAAAUAUAAGCGAUCCGGUGGUGGACUGCCUGCCCCAGGUGAUUUCAAGUGUCCUAUCAAAGAGGAAAUAGCAAUUACCAGUGGUGAAUGGGAAGUACUUGGCCGGCAUGGAUCCAAUAUCUGGGUUGAUGAAGCCAGAAAGCUGGUGUACUUUGAAGGCACCAAAGACUCUCCUUUGGAGCAUCACCUGUAUGUGAGCAGUUACGCAAACCCUGGUGAAGUGGUGAGGCUGACUGACCGCGGCUACUCGCACUCCUGCUGCCUCAGCCAGCAUUGUGACUUCUUUAUAAGUAAGUACAGCAACCAGAAGAAUCCGCACUGCGUGUCCCUCUACAAACUCUCAAGUCCUGAAGAUGACCCAGUUCAUAAAACAAAGGAAUUUUGGGCCACCAUUUUGGAUUCAGCAGGUCCUCUUCCUGACUACACCCCUCCAGAAAUUUUUUCUUUUGAAAGUACUACUGGAUUUACACUGUAUGGAAUGCUGUAUAAGCCUCAUGACCUGCAGCCCGGAAAGAAGUACCCCACUGUGCUCUUCAUAUAUGGUGGUCCCCAGGUGCAGCUGGUGAACAAUCGGUUUAAAGGAGUCAAGUAUUUCCGCCUCAACACCCUGGCCUCCUUGGGUUAUGUGGUUGUGGUAAUAGACAACAGGGGAUCCUGUCACCGAGGACUUAAAUUUGAAGGCGCCUUUAAAUAUAAAAUGGGUCAAAUAGAAAUUGAUGACCAAGUGGAAGGACUCCAGUACCUAGCGUCUCAGUAUGACUUCAUUGACUUGGAUCGUGUGGGCAUCCACGGCUGGUCCUAUGGAGGCUACCUCUCCCUGAUGGCAUUAAUGCAGAGGUCUGAUAUCUUCCGGGUUGCUAUUGCUGGGGCCCCAGUCACUCUGUGGAUCUUCUAUGAUACAGGAUACACGGAGCGCUAUAUGGGUCACCCUGACCAGAAUGAACAGGGCUAUUACUUAGGAUCUGUGGCCAUGCAAGCGGAGAAGUUUCCCUCAGAGCCAAACCGCUUACUCCUCCUACAUGGGUUCUUGGAUGAGAAUGUUCAUUUUGCACACACCAGUAUAUUGCUGAGUUUUUUAGUGAGGGCUGGAAAGCCGUAUGACUUACAGAUCUACCCUCAGGAGAGGCACAGCAUCAGAGUCCCUGAGUCUGGAGAGCACUAUGAACUGCACCUGUUGCACUACCUUCAGGAGAACCUGGGGUCCCGUAUUGCUGCUCUGAAAGUGAUAUAACUCGGACUUGCGUAGAACCCACUGUACAUUCUCUAAUCAAACAAGGAGGGUUAGUCAAUAGAGAAGCCAGAGUUGAUGAUCCUACUUUGGUACCUGCCACGUAAGAUCUACUUCUGAAAGUAAAUUUGGUGCCAUGCGGAAAUCUGCAGUUCAUGGAUAGUGAUCUAAUACCUUUACCAUGUACACAGAACUGAGUGCCGUGUUUCCAAGAGAUUCAGCAGUACCAUAGGAUUCUGAAAGAAGCAAGGCAUCAGCACACAUGCUCAUGCUAGCCUGUCUUCACUUUUACUAGCAGUGUAAGCCUCUUGGGCUUACCUAGGGGGUUUUACAGUAUACUUCUGAGUUUGUUAAAAUAUGACGAUGUAGUGAUUGCUUUGGUUCCAUGCCAGGAUCUCCGAUAGUUAUGGAUUCGCUAGCACUUAAGUCUAACUGAAUCACCUUAUGCUUCGUCACUUGGGGUGUAUCCAGCAUGUCAUGAACUAAUUACUAUUAAGCUUAUGACUUUCCCAGUCAUUAAUGAUUUUUCAAGGAUAACUUAGUGGCCUCCUAAAGAUACUUACUUGGGCUCUGACCAGUUUUUAACCAAUUUAAAUGGCAUCUAGUAUAAGUAAUUCUCAUUUUCUUUGAUGGUAUGAUGGAGUGGAGUUUCCUUUUGCAUAAAGGCAAGUAACUAUAGCAUGAGUUUAUCACAAGUCUCAAUGUUGACAAUUACAGGCAAAAAAAAUUUUUAAUCAAAUUAUUUGAGAGCUUGAAAAUUAGCAGGCAAGUUUUUUCUCCUUUUAGGAACAGAAAAUGUAUACAUUCACAUAUAUUCUGAAAAUAUAAUGGUGCCGUUUCCAUUUUACCUUUCCUUAAUUAAAGUGUUCCAGAGUUUCCAGGAGGUAGAAGGAUUACAGAGGGAAGGGUGAGACCCUGGUGCAGGAGUCAAUGGGAACAGGAGGGAGCAAGGCUCUGCUUAAGAACUGAGCAGAAAUAGUUGAGCAGAAAUACUCAUGAGAAAAAACCAGGGUAAAUGUAACUUUCCCAGUGGCUAAGAACCAGAGCCGGAAAGUCGGGCUUUGCCAGCACAGCUGCAGGGACAGUUACUUUUAUAAUUCUAGCUUUUUGUUAUUUUUCUUUUUAGCUUUAGAAACCUUACAGAUCUAAACUUUAACUUUUUUUAUUUGAAUGUAAUUUAGAUAUCACUAGCUUAAAAUAAAAUGGUUUCCAGAUCACUUCUUUGCCGUGCACGAAUCCCUGACAAACCAUGGCACUCUUUGUGUUGAAAGCCUAUCAGUAGUUUUGUUACUAGGCCAUGAUGUUCUCCUGGUUUAGCCUUUCUGCUUAACUAUGAAGGGACCGCAUGAGCUUUCAAGUGCUGGUUGUCAUCUUCCCUUUAAGGCCUUCCAGGAUUAGAUGGGAGCCAGGCACCUGUAGGUUUAACCCUUUUAAAUCACAAACGUCAGUGUUUAGAGUUACCAUAAUUUAAAAAUCACUCCAGGAAAACUCGCUGUGUUUCUUUUCCACUGCCACAUCAGGUCCCUUUCUAAGAGAGCACAGUGAGGGUGGGGACUGAGAGAGGUGGGUGGCUUGGGCAGCCUGGGAAAGCCGGUGCCUGUAGGCUCCUUUCUGUCCCUUUGACUAUGCCAGCUGUGUACUUACGCUGUAUGAUAGAUUCCACACUUUUUCUUAUUGUCUAUUUUGACUUUCAUGCUUAUGACAUUUUCUCGUGCCAAAAUUUGUUUAUAUUUUUCAAGUUAAAUUAAACUGAUUUGAGUAACUUUCCUUCCCCAACAAAGUAUUUCCCUCAUGAGUUAAGUAUCUCUCUUUUGACUGUUGGGGGUGGACCAGCUAGCCUCCAGGGGCUGCUGCUUACAUUCUAGGUAGGGGUGACUUUAAGUAGCUCCCAGCCACCCAUUUGAGACCUCUCACCCUCAUGUGUGCUUAGUAUGAGGCAUUCCUUGUUUUAUGCAAACAAUCCUUGGAAAAUCUCACUUACCCUAGAUUCUUCUGCCUCUCUCCGGCUGUCACAGGAGUACAUUUGACAACUGUCAUUUAGAUGCUGUCCUUCUCUAAAGGGGAAGGCGCUUGACUCACAUGCAGAAGCUGGCUUGUCACCACCAGUGUGAAAAGCAUCCAUCAGUUGGAGCAAUCAGAAACUGUUCUAACCGUUUGUCCUCUGACUGGAUGUCAGUGAAAGGGCAAGAGUCCGUGAAAGUUCAAGGUUGAUGGGAGCCAGAAAGCACUCUUGUUCCUCACCAAAGUGGGGUUUUCACAGGUUUGGUGACAAGUGCCCUUGAGCAGCAGGUAAAGGUACUCGAUGUGCAGAGCAGCAGGACACUAAGGUUCAUCCAGGACCUGAGCACAGGAAAUGGGAGUUGUGAACCUGCUCUCAGAGGCGUGCGCCCAUCAGUUUGGGUGGAAACCGGGAGUGUAAUUUCCAGCACUGCGCUUCCUGGCGCUUCUAGUCAGGUCUGCGGGCUGCUUUUGUAAACUUUCUGUAAAGAAUGCAGUUGCGGUCAGAGAACAGGUGACUUAUAUACGGCAGGUGGUUGUUAAAACCCAAAACAAGGCCUGAAAUUUUACUUGGGGAUAAUGGCUUUAUCUGUCCCUGGCUCUUCCAAAGCCUCAUCCAGGAAGACACAGCCACGAUGCACAGUUGUCCCUUUCAAACCUGUGAGCUGUGGAAGGGGGGAGGUAUGCUUUUGUUGAGGUAUUUCCUGCCUUUACCAUCCAGUUCUCUCUGCAGGUGGGAUGAUUCCAGUCAAAGCUCACGUUGUUGCAGAACCAUAAAAUUUCCAGCUGGAACAGAUCUUUAAUAUAACCCAGUGUUCUCAUUUGCUAGGGGGAAAGCCUGUGUUCUAGAGAGAAGGAAACACACCCAGGACCCCACAGUCAGUACUCAGAACCAGGCUCCAUCUGUGCCCUGCUUCAUGGUAGUUAUGUGAUAUUUAAGAAAGGUAGGGUUUUUAAAGAUUUAUUAAUGCAUUCUUAUAAAACAUCUUAAAGGAAACCACAUUAAAAAUGGUUAAUUUUUCCUUUCUAAGUAAAUGCUAAGCAUGCUUAUUAAUAAAGCAGACUGAUGAGUAUGUGACAUUCUGAAGUUAAUUGAAAUCAUUAUACUAAAUGUCUUCCUUGGUGUCAUGGGAGAUAGCGACAGAGUGCUUGCAUAAGCCCAGGGGUCCAUCUUACAGCUUACCUGAUGUGAGACCAGAGCUUCAGCCAAAUCUAAACCAUGUAAUGUGAGAGCGUCCUUGCCCAGCAGAUGGAAGGGAACUGGAAAAACCCCGUUCAGCCUUCCCAGCACCCCCCCCCCAACCACACUGACCUUUAGUGCAAGGAAGAUGCUCGGCUCUAGAGUUGUUCCAGAAGUCCCUUGCAGACACAGAAGCUGUGUUUGUAUGUUCAGUUUUAAAGAACCAUAAUACGAAUUUAUGUUGUUUUCAGCAAAGUUGGAAUUGGGGUCUCUUAAGCUCAGUGCGUCAAGUGCCUGCUGUUUCAGCACUGGCCUGUGCAUGACCUGCAUGUCUCCCUCCAGUAAGCGAAUGGGUCUCCUCAUUUUCAGCCCGUGGCUUUUAAUUGUGUGAUGUGAAGCAUUAGUUCUGCUGCAUUUUAUUACAGGUUCUUGGUUGCAAUAAAGAUGCUGCUGAAAUGAA